CACCUGACUCGGCUGCGGACUGAGACACACACAAGGGAAGUGAUCGUCGCCGGAGUCAGAUCGUCUGGCUCGGGACCCCCGCGCGCCAUGCCGUCCGAGAAGACCUUCAAGCAGCGCCGGAGCUUUGAACAAAGAGUGGAAGAUGUCCGGCUCAUCCGGGAGCAGCACCCCACCAAGAUCCCAGUAGGUUCUCCUGCCGCAAGAGGGGACCCUAACCCCAUAGGAGCCCCCAGGAGUCCCGGGAAACCACAGGCCCCUGAUCUGAGCAGAGGGAAAAGGGGCAGGCGGGUGAUUAUAGAGCGAUACAAGGGGGAGAAGCAGCUGCCCGUCCUGGACAAGACCAAGUUCCUGGUGCCUGACCACGUGAACAUGAGCGAGCUCAUCAAGAUAAUCAGACGGCGCUUGCAGCUCAAUGCUAACCAAGCCUUCUUCCUCCUGGUGAAUGGGCACAGCAUGGUGAGUGUGUCCACUCCCAUCUCCGAAGUGUACGAGAGUGAGAGAGAUGAAGACGGCUUCCUGUACAUGGUUUAUGCCUCGCAGGAGACAUUCGGGACAGCAAUGGCUGUGUAAGACUCCAACAAAGCCAAUGGUUGUUAAGCCCUUACCAAGGCAAAAAGGGAUGUUACCAGCGGACGCUGGACGGCUCACCACCCACAGAUGAGAACGUAGGCACCCACAUAGGGUAUUAGGAACUGUUCAUCAGCCAGAAACUGAGCUCCAUGCAAGUGCACUCAGCUUGGAAACUCGUCUAAACUAGGCUAUUUUGUGUUCAAACUUUAGAAGUUAAAAAUAAAAUACUUUUUGCAUCCUAAGUUGCCAAUAAAAAGAUCAAGUUAUUUUGACAUUUUUCUCCCUAGUAGGGACUUAAAACAGAAGAGCAGUGUCAGGGGCAGUCUCUUCCUGGGACCUGCUGCCUUCUCUAAAAGGGCUCCCACUCAGCAGAGAAGCCCCUCUGAAGGCCCAGGUUGCCUAGCAGAGGCCCCCAGAGGGCCCUGGCUUUGCCCUAAGCAGGUCUGGUGUUGUAGGAUAUAGCUCUAAGCCGGGUCCUGGUCUUGACCCCAGCCACACCCUUUCACUCAGCAGUGCAGGGACAUGCAGCUCGCUGCUGUCUAGAUGUUACCAUACGCCCUUCUGCUGAGGCCAGGUCUCCGCUUGUCCAGGGGUUGCUGACCCAGCUUAAGCGACUGGAGAGCUGUUUCUCUCCUGGUUUGAAUUCUGUCUGGUCCAUGCCUGCUUCAGGGAGAGCAAGCGCUGGCCUUAGGAUGUGGUUGUCAAGUGGUAGACUGCAAGUCCAAUGCUCCAGACUUGGCUCACAGCUCUUUGUUGGUGUGUAACUGUCUCUGUAAGGGUGGUUCUGACAGCUGUUGGGAUUUCCCCAUUUCAUGUCAGUACAUACAUGUCAGCUGUGAGGACAACAGCAACAGAAGACAUGCUUUUGAUAGACAUGCCACUUCAGCUAAAGCUAGCCUCUGCUUCCUGCAUGUGGCCCGCUGUGACACCAGGCCAUCCCUGGUCACUCACUCACUCGUGGUCUGAGGAUCUCAGAGCUGCCUGCUGUCAUGGACUGAAGCCAGCAUAGCCACCUCCCACCUAGCUCCCCACAGGCACCCACCUUCCCUGCAUGCAGCUGUCUUUGCUAACCCUCAAUGUUAUUUUACACUGUAAAUUCUCACUGCUCUGUCUUGUGUAGGUUGUAUACGUCAUUAUGUCCCUGGUUUUUAUAACUAUGGUGCGAUCAGUAAGGAUUCCUGUAAUACUGCUUUAAAGAUGCUGCUCAGAGGGCGGGCGGCCUCCAUUAUAGGACACCUGUACACUCUGAUGCACUAAUAAAGGCACAACGAACCUGUCCUGAGUGAUGUCUCAUUGUCAUCGUGGGAACUGGGCUCUGCAGUAUACCCAGGCUGCUCUUGCUGGGGAGGAGAGGAGAGGGGAGGGGCGGUAACCUCCUUUCCUUGGUCGAUACCUUGCCACCAGCUCCUGCUUUUAAACUCAAUCUCUGACUGACCUGCCAGCUAUCAGGUGCCCUCUGGUGCCAUGGGAACACACCAAAAGAUUUACUCAUGUGGAUAGCUGCUGGCACUUGGGAGGACAUUGUAACCAACUUCAGCUUAGAGCAGACGGCAGGCUCUGCAAAGCUGCUGCAGUCUCCUCGGGGCAGCCUGGACACUACUCUGGGUGGCAGGCGCCUUUGGGGUCCAGCAGUGUUGUCAGCAGGUCCUCAUCCUGGAAGGGCAGGGCAAGUGAUAGCCUAGAGUCCUAUGUAACAAUGUUUAAAGCUGAGAACCUUGACAGCCACGAAUGACAAAAGAUCUGAGAAUGGCCCUAUGUGGUGGCGCAUGCCUUUAGCCUUUAAUCCCAGCACUCGGGAGGCAGAGGCAGGCGGAUUUCUGAGUUCGAUCGAGGCCAGCCUGGUCUACAAAGUGAGUUCCAGGACAGCCAGGGCUAUACAGAGAAACCGUCUUACCCCCCGCCCCCCCAAAAAAUCUGAGAAUGGUGAACAUGUUGAGUUUUUUUUUUAAUUUUUAUUUUCCGUACAUUAAAUUUACUCAUAAAAACAGUC
Mus musculus (house mouse) is the source of this 2560-nucleotide messenger RNA. It is a transcript of the gene Map1lc3b, whose product is annotated as microtubule-associated protein 1 light chain 3 beta. The transcript is spliced from 4 exons. NCBI's taxonomy places the organism in Eukaryota, Metazoa, Chordata, Mammalia, Rodentia, Muridae. The record is from RefSeq and is marked validated. Gene Ontology annotation, cellular component: cytoplasmic vesicle; autophagosome membrane; mitochondrial membrane. Bases 88 to 570 code for a protein of 160 amino acids.